Penaeus vannamei (Pacific white shrimp) is the source of this 3060-nucleotide messenger RNA. Lineage: Eukaryota; Metazoa; Arthropoda; Malacostraca; Decapoda; Penaeidae. The record is from RefSeq and is a predicted model, not a curated record.
CGAGUAAGAACGAGCAUCUUGCGCCGAGGUGUUCAGUCACCAUGCGUAUAAAGAGCUGAGAGAGAAGGGAAAAAAAGAAAGCAGACUCAGAAAGAGAACGAGAGAAACGGAAAGAGAGAGAGCCUCCGCCGGAGAAAGGAGAGAAGGGCGAAAAAACACCGAAGAUAAUCGCAUCUCCCAAUCGUAUGGUAAAAAUCGCCAGCCUUGAACCUGCCCUCGCCUUCGACCGGAGCCAAACGCCCUCGAUAAAAACCCGGGGAAGAAUUGUGGCACUGUGUCGUCUGUGACCUGGCGAGUUCGUGUGGGCAGAGCACCAGGUGGGUGUGAGGUCAGGUGGAAGGGACGUCCCGAAUGCGAGGGCGGCCUGUGAUUGGUCGAGGGGCGGGGCUUGGUGGCGCCGUCGACCAGUGGCUGCCGGCAGUGUCGCGAGAGGCUGGGAGUCGCUCGGCCGCCGUACCGCAGUGAGAUCAAUGGCAGUAGAACCGCACGCUAACUAGGCCCAUCGCGCCCGCACACCCCCACGCCCACCGGCCCGGACCACAACAUCAGUGGGCAUCGCGACGUCAAGGGUGCCAGGUUGUUCUCGCUCCUGCGGUUCAAUCCCCCCCUCUCUCUCCCCCCUCACGCUGCCCCCCAAAACUUGAGAGCGACUGGGACGAGGCGCACUCCGCCAGCCGCGACGCCGCCAAUUGUUCCAACGACCGCCGAGCCUUAUACCAACGGAAAUCUUUGGGCCUUAUUCGAUGUCUUGUGAGCCUGAGUGUUGUGAGACGAGCUCCCUCCACUGCCUCCCCCCUCUCUCAUCUCUCUCCUCCCCCAAGCUCCGCGCGGUGUGAAAAAAAAACUGGUGUUGUGUGGUGUUGCCUAGACAGUGUGUGAUGCUGUCCCCUCGAGUUGUUAUACCUGUGCUGUAGUGAGUCCUCACCUUAGAGAUUUCCCCUCACUGCUCGGCUCCCCUCUCGUCCCCGUGAAUGUAACCAAUCCCCUCAGUCGCCGAAAAGGAAUUAAUUACAAGAUUUACCACUCGAAAGGAAAUCAUAUAUAAUUAUAUAUAUAUAUUGUCUACUGUGCUUUCCAACGGGAAGAAGUGAUUAUCUGUAUCUGCUGAAAUGAUUAUGUUGAUUUGUUGAAUAAUCUUAUAAGGAAAUGUGUCUCAGAAAAAGUAGCUAGAAAUGUCGACCUGUUCGUAAAGAAAAGAGAAAAGGAAACUGUAAAAAGAGAAAGAAAAGAAAGAGUAUAUAUAUAUAUAAAACGCCAGUUUAGUAUCGAAGCCUUUGGUAUUUUGAGUGUGUUAGAAAUUGGAAUCUUUUUGGUCUUGUCCUCAUUUUUUCACGAUCUAAAUGGCUUCCUCUCGUCGACACAGUGAACGCCAGGUUAUACUUUGUCACAGAUGACGUGUUUUCUCUGGGACAAAAAGACUUUCUUCAGUUAAUGUGGAAGCCGAGACUGCGAGCUCCGUGCCAAGGAGAACCCCCAGGUGCCGGUGCUGGCCAGGUUAGGUCAGGUCGCCUCAGGAGUUGACCAGGUCGUCUGCUUCCCUCUCGGCGCCAGGUGCGGGCCAGGUCGUCACCUUCCGUGAUUCCCGGCUGCCUUUGCCCCCAAGGAAUAGGAAGAGAGAUUGAAAGAAAGAAAGAAAAAGAAUCUGGAAGAAGAGAAAAGAAAAAAACACGAGAGGAUUUGGAGAGAAGAAAAAAAAAAGGGCAAAGGAAUAGAAAUAAAUCAUAAUUAACCGUAUACCACAUCACAUUCUCACGCCCCGAUAAUAACAGAGAAGAAAAUCCACACACCGUAAGAAGGGAAUAAAUAAAAAAACAAAAAACAAAAAAACCCAAAACACGAAAACACAAAUCCAACGCAAGUGAAUGAAAAUUUGGUUCUUCGCGCGACUCCCGAAAAACCGCCAAGAUGUUGGAUAUCUUCCGAGGCCUAAAGAACUUCAUCAAAGUCUCCCACGUCCACAUCGACUCCUCAGUCUUUCGCCUCCACUACUCCAUCACGGUCAUGAUCCUCCUCGCCUUCAGUCUGAUCGUGACGACGCGCCAGUACGUCGGCAACCCGAUCGACUGUAUCCACGCCAAAGAGAUACCGGAGGAUGUCAUAAACACGUACUGCUGGAUCCACUCCACGUACACCAUCCCUUCUGCGUUUAACAAGAAGCUCGGCGUGGACGUCGCGCAUCCGGGCAUUGAAAAGUCCCACGCCGAAGAAGAGAAGAGAUAUGUCAAGUACUACCAGUGGGUGUGCUUCUGCCUCUUCUUCCAGGCAAUCUGCUUCUAUGCGCCGAGGUGGAUGUGGAAAAAUUGGGAAGGGGGCAAAAUCCAUGCCCUCAUGAUGGAUCUGGACGUGGGCAUCUGCUCAGAGGUCGAGAAGAAGCAGAAGAAGAAGCUGCUGCUGGACUACCUCGCCGACAAUCUCAAGCACCACAACUGGUGGGCGUACAGAUAUUUCUUCUGCGAGCUCCUGGCUUUCCUCAACGUCGUGGGUCAGAUGUUCCUGAUGGACCGGUUCCUGGGCGGGACGUUCCUGACCUUCGGGCUGGACGUCAUCAAGUUCAUGGAGGACGACCAGGAGGUGCGCGUGGACCCGAUGAUCUUCGUGUUCCCCCGCAUGACCAAGUGUUCCUUCAGCAAGUUCGGCACGUCGGGGGAGCUGGAGCGGUACGACUCCCUCUGCAUCUUGCCCAUCAACAUCGUCAACGAGAAGAUCUACAUCUUCCUGUGGUUCUGGUUCCUCCUGCUGGUGUUCCUGACCUUCUUCGUCCUCCUGUACCGCCUCAUGAUCAUCCUGAGUCCGAGGAUGAGGGCGUAUCUCCUCUGCCUCCGGUUUCGCCUCAUCAACAAGGAGGUGAUCAACACGAUAGUCAGGAAAAGCAAAAUGGGCGACUGGUUUCUCUUCUACAUGCUCGGCCAGAACGUGGACACGCUCAUAUUCAAAGAGGUCAUGCACGAGUUGGCGAAGAGGCUGGGUCAUGCAUCGAAAGACUUCGGCGAGCCCUGAGCACCGUGUAAAUAGCCACAGGGUGUUUACCACGACCGUCUGUGAUUCUAACGCACCUAGCUU